AUGGCUGAAGAUGCUCCUGACGGGAGUGGCCCUCUCCCUAAACCCGCCUACACUAAUGUCACCUCGGAACUCACAACCGACGACGAAGCAUUUAAACACCGCCCUCCAUAUCUCACUCUGAAACCCGACGAGUUUGGUCCAGUUACCUGGCGUGGGAGAUGUCAUUGUGGAAAUAUUCGGUACUCUCUACGACGGGAGAUGCCAUUGAAUGCGAAAUACUGUCACUGCCGAGGUUGCCAGGUUAUGCACGGAGCUCCCUUUCAAUGGGCCGCCAUUUUCCACAAAUCAGACAUGACAUUCGCCAAUGGGUCCUGUGGGCUUGAAUUCUACUCAUCCCUUAACCAGUCCUCUGAAUACGGGACCCCUACCAAGGUCUCCUGCUGUCACUGUCGGACACCGAUCAUGGACGAGGGAAGGCGUGUCUGCUUGCUUUUUCCGACGCUGAUUGACCUGUCUGGUUGGGACAAUGAGACCAUGGAGCGAAGGAAGGCGUUUGAAGCGAGUUGUCAUAUCUUCUACACUUCACGCGUGGUUGAUAUACUGGAUGGGAAGCCCAAAUGGGCUGGGAUGGACGGGAAGAGCGACUUGCUGGAUGACUUGGGCAAUAUCAUACAGAAAUGGACGCCGUCGCCUUCUAAGGAGGGAACUGGAUGGCUCUGUGAUCGUUAA
Molecule: messenger RNA, 669 nt
Organism: Monascus purpureus
Lineage: Eukaryota; Fungi; Ascomycota; Eurotiomycetes; Eurotiales; Aspergillaceae
Source: the annotation of a GenBank genome assembly